This is a messenger RNA of Guillardia theta CCMP2712, 1518 nucleotides long. RefSeq lists its product as hypothetical. The record is from RefSeq and is a predicted model, not a curated record. Gene Ontology annotation, cellular component: U2-type catalytic step 2 spliceosome; Prp19 complex; U2-type catalytic step 1 spliceosome. Gene Ontology annotation, molecular function: U6 snRNA binding; pre-mRNA binding; metal ion binding. The coding region runs from base 1 to 1518 and encodes 505 amino acids. NCBI's taxonomy places the organism in Eukaryota, Cryptophyceae, Pyrenomonadales, Geminigeraceae. The transcript has 21 exons.
AUGAUCAAGGUACAUAAAUUCGACAUGCCUUCAUACACAACCUUGGAUGUCAACCCAGACUUUUCGUUGGAUGAUCAGGAUUGGUAUGCAGGCAUGGACGAGGACGAGGCAAGUAACGGUACUGUUGGUUCUCUUCCUAUUCCCGAACCAUUGCCGCCGCUCGUUCAGCUCGCCAUUGGAAAUGUGAGAAAUGCGCCCAUCAAUACACAAGUGGCGAUGGCAUGGGUGUUGAAGACCGAUGAGAGGCUGAUUGAAAGAUUCCAAAAACGUUCCGAUGAAGUGAAACAUAACAUUUGCAAGACAUGCCUUGGGCCGAACGUGAUGGUUGACGUCAAAGUGCUCCCCAACAAGGGAAUCUGCAUCAUAUGCAAAGAUCGCUAUGAUCGUCUAAAGUGGACACCAGACACCAUCGACGUCAGGUUGAAGGUUAGGACAAAAUAUUCGAUCAUAUGCAAAAAAUGUGCGGAGAAGAAAGAUGUCUGUCAGACUUGUCUCUUUGACAUGAAGUUUGGACUGCCUGUGGAGGUUCGUGAUAAAUUGUUGGCAAGAACCGACGGGGUGAUCCCCAGCAGCAUCGUCAAGCUAUUGCCUGAAGCUCCCGACUACCUUCUUGACGAUGAGGAGGUGAAGAAGAGGAAUGAGCGCAUGUCAAAAGCUGAGGGCGCAAGAAGAUUGAGUCACGGACCUGGAACACCUCUGCUCACCCUCCAGACACAAGGAGACGAGACACAACCUACCGACCUUCUCGAGCGACAAUCAUCCGAAAUCAUGGAUGAUCACGAGGACUCUUGCAAAACUCACAAGACGACCAAGAUAGCAGGUUAUCAAUUCGUUUGUGGAAAGAUUUCGAGACCAAACAAGUUGAAACAGCAGAAGAGCGAAGAUGCGAUCUCAGAGAAGAUAUCACUCUCGACGUUCAAAAAAGUCCAGGCACUCUUCAAGAAAAAAAGAUCUUGGCAAACUUUCUACCAGCAGAACAGAGCGAAGAUAUGCACGUUUUGGAUGCGAGGGGAGUGUGGCAAGGGAGUGUUCUGUGAGUUCCGGCACGAGAAGCCAACAGGCGGCGAGAUGGUCUCGAUGGGUCUGGUGCCGGGGGUCAGGGCUCCUUCGUCCUACGAUAGCAUCCGAGCUAGAUACAUGGGCACCGGGGGAGAUCCUGUCGGACUGGAGAUGACCAAGUUGCUCGUGGGGGAGGGAGACGACCUCCUCCAAGGCAGGGAAGAAGCGACGAGGGUGGAGAGAAGGUUGGGUCGCUGGUUUUGGCGAGGUGUAACCAGAGGCGAGAGCACCAUCGUCGUAACUUGGGACACUUUCGCGUCCCUUCAAGAUCUCUCGCUGCGCACAAGAUUCUCAAGAUUCGGCGAGGUCACGAGCGUUCGGGUGGCGAAGGGAGCAGGUCGAGCAUACAUCAAGUUUGCUAAGGCUGCCUGUGCUGCUGAAGCGGCGAACGAGGCCAACGGAGAAGUUUUGGAAGGAGUGAAGAUCAGCACGCAGCUGCGCAAGCCGUUGACGCGAUGA